Ananas comosus (pineapple) is the source of this 1691-nucleotide messenger RNA. Its product is annotated as zinc finger protein GIS2-like. Gene Ontology annotation, molecular function: nucleic acid binding; zinc ion binding. The coding region runs from base 407 to 1117 and encodes 236 amino acids. The record is from RefSeq and is a predicted model, not a curated record. The transcript is spliced from 3 exons. NCBI's taxonomy places the organism in Eukaryota, Viridiplantae, Streptophyta, Magnoliopsida, Poales, Bromeliaceae.
UUCAAACGAGUGGCACAUCCUAAGUAUUACCUCAACCAAAAUUUUCCUCUCUCUCUCUCUAACCCUUCUUCUUCGUCUCUCUCCGACCCGUUUCCUCCUCCAUCGAAGAUCCCUCGUUUCUCCAACCCUUUUUAAACUAAUUUAAUCUCAAUAUUAGCUCAUAUUUUUCUUUUUUUUGGUUUCAGUUUAGUUCUUCGAGCGCAAUUUUGAGAUCUAAAGCUAAUGUAUGCAAUCUCCGCUAAUUGAAUGUGUCUAGGGUUUUAGGUUCUACGAAGUUCGUACUUUGAUCGCUGAUUUGAACAUCUGAAGCAGGGAGGUGGAGGAGGAGUAGUGGAUCGGAGUUAGGGUUUGAUGUUCUUAGAUUUUGUAGCUUGUUGAGGGAGAUCGUGUAACCUGUUGUUGGUAAAUGAGUCCCGAUCGCAGCAGGAGUCCUGUGCGGACUCGACGAUUCCGCAGCGAGCGCACGUCGAGCCGCUAUUCCCCGUAUAGGAGAGAUCGCCCCAGCUACAGGGAUUACAUUUGCAAGAACUGCAAGCGUCCUGGACACUAUGCCAGAGAAUGUCCUAAUGUUGCUGUCUGCAACAACUGCGCUUUUCCAGGGCACAUUGCGGCUGAGUGCACCUCCAAGACCGUAUGUUGGAACUGCAAGGAGAAUGGGCAUGUCGCCAGUGAGUGCAAGAAUGAGCCGGUGUGCCACACAUGCAACAAAACAGGCCAUUUGGCACGUGACUGCAGUGGGCCAAACAACAAUGACAGGUUAUGCAACAACUGCUUUAAACCUGGGCACAUCGCGAUAGAGUGCACCAAUGAGAAAGCCUGCAACAACUGCCGCAAGACGGGCCACCUGGCCCGUGACUGCCCCAACGACCCGGUCUGCAACCUCUGCAACGUAUCUGGCCACGUGGCCCGCAACUGCCCCAAGUCUUCGACGAUGCUGGCAUCUGAGAUCCAUGGAGGACCCUUCCGUGACAUCAUGUGCCGCAUGUGCGGGCAGACAGGGCACAUAAGUCGGGAUUGCGUUACCGUUAUCAUCUGCAACAACUGUGGUGGGCGUGGCCACAUGGCGUAUGAGUGCCCAUCAGGACGGAUCUUUGAUCGUGGGUUUCGCAGAUACUGAUUGGCAUAUUAAUUAUAACUCUUUUAGGUGCAUGUGGGAUAUAUCUUUGUUCACUAAUGUAUUUUGCAGAUAUUUAAGGUUUUCAGCAGGCUGCCAGGUUGUUCAUUUUGGUGGUUUCGCAUCCGGAGUUACUGUUUGAGAGUAGGCAUGUUUUAAUUGCCCUCUGGCCGAUUUAGAAUUUCAGUUUAAUCUCCCGAUUCUCGCGUAUGUUGUCAAAUUGAAGAGAUGGAGCGUGUUUUUUUUUACUCUUUUAUUCGAGCUAUUUAGCUAUUUUCUGACUAUUUUUAUUUCGCCGGAUGCUGCUUCAACCUGCGCGAUUAUAGUUUUACUGGAUCGUAUGUGCUCAGGGAGAUUUCGUUGCUUUUCCUUGCAUUGUGUUUGUCAUUUUCAAUGUCUCGUUUGAUAGUUAAUUUAAGCAGGUUGUGUUUGUAACUCUCGAGUUACCUGCUGGAAAGUAAGUAUGGUAUGUUGUGUUGUUUUCCUUUCUUUUUGAAAACAGCACUGAGAAUGUAAUGUAGGCAAAUCUGGUUUGCACAAGAGUAUUAUUAUUAUAUGAUUUAUUAUUAGUUGAGUA